AUGAAAAGCGAAUAAGUAUUAAACUUGUUUUGUUGCGAGAAAAAACAAAUGAAUACUCUACAAAACUGUUACAACACAGCCAGGAUUGGAACAAAUAAUAGAAAAACCUCAAUUCAGUUAAAAGACCUAAGUGGUGGAAAAAAGGACUCUAUUUUAAUAUAAAAAAAAUAAGUGGCUAAACCGAAGGCUAUUUUGUAAACUUGUCAAAGUUCUAAGACAUUAACCAACUAAAAAAGUGAUGAACAUUUAAAAAUAAAGUAAUCAGGAGUUUAAAGAAAAUCGGUCAAAGAAAUUGAUGGUUAAUAAAAUCUCAAAUAAGGGGAUACUUACAAGUCAAUAUCACCCAAGGUGGUAAUAAACAACGAUAAAAUCAAUGUUUAUUUUGUGAAAGAAGUCUCUAAAUACCAUAUAAAUACAGAAACAAAAUCACCAAAAGAAGAAACAAUAAGCACCGAAAACACAUUAAUUUUAUAAGAAAUUUAAUAAUAAAGAGUCUACCUAAAGACAACCUAAUAAUAAACAACAGCACCUGGCAACAACUAAAUUUUCUCUAACAUACCAAAAAGUAUGUUAAGUAAUCAUAAAAGCUUUAUAAAUUAAUCAACCAAAAAACUUUAGGACAACAAAAUUCAUAAAUGA
Messenger RNA from Paramecium tetraurelia, 639 nucleotides. RefSeq lists its product as uncharacterized. The record is from RefSeq and is a predicted model, not a curated record. NCBI's taxonomy places the organism in Eukaryota, Ciliophora, Oligohymenophorea, Peniculida, Parameciidae. The transcript has 2 exons.